This is a messenger RNA of Liolophura sinensis, 1982 nucleotides long. Its product is annotated as limb region 1 protein homolog. Bases 212 to 1696 code for a protein of 494 amino acids. Lineage: Eukaryota; Metazoa; Mollusca; Polyplacophora; Chitonida; Chitonidae. Gene Ontology annotation, cellular component: plasma membrane. The record is from RefSeq and is a predicted model, not a curated record. The transcript is spliced from 15 exons. Gene Ontology annotation, molecular function: transmembrane signaling receptor activity. Gene Ontology annotation, biological process: signal transduction.
GGCAUGUUCAACGCAUCUUUCUGUCACUUGAAUCCAGGACUGAAUGAAACAAGACGUGUGGAAAUUGUUGUUUUGAUUUAUAAACUGAGUGCAUGGAUUUUGAAAAGUUGCAUUAGAUGCAACUCUCAUAGAGAUGGUGAUUUGAAGGCAAACAAAGAGAAAAGCACGCUAAACACGGGGAAUUCCCGGUUAGUGUUGUUGUGGACCAGUCAUGGAUGAUGUGGACCUCCGAGAGCAAGUGUUCCACAAUGCCGUUCGGGAGUAUAUUCUGUUUUUCUGGUUGUUCAUCCUACUGUAUGUUAGCUCAUACGCUACCAUCUGUUUCUACAAGAAGAAAGCUGACACCGAUGACUAUUACGCAGGAGGUGACGAUGCAGUUGUGUACAGAAUAGCGUUGUGGCUAUGUACCUUCACCCUGGCUGUGUCAGCAGGCGCCGUCCUUCUCUUACCCAUUUCUAUUGUCAGCAAUGAGGUCCUCCUUCUCUAUCCCAAAAGCUACUAUGUCCAGUGGCUUAACAGUUCACUCAUCCAUGGUUUGUGGAACCACAUCUUCCUCUUCUCCAAUGUGGCCCUCUUCAUCCUCAUGCCAUUUGCCUACUUCUUCACAGAGUCUGAAGGAUUCAGCGGUUCAAGAAAGGGGAUUCUGGGUCGUGUCUACGAGACCACUGUUGUGCUGGUCCUACUGGCUGUGCUAGUCUUUGGGCUGGCCUGGGUGGCCUCUGCUCUCCUAGAUGAUGACAACUCCAGCAGAGAAGCCCUGUUUGAUGUAUGGAACUUCUACCUACCCUAUUUGUAUUCCUGCAUAUCUCUUCUAGGGGUCCUCAUCCUGCUCUUAUCUACACCUAUGGGAUUUGCACGUAUGUUCACAGUUAUCGGACAACUGGUGGUGAAACCCAAGUUUUUGCGAGAUGUAGAGGAAGAGCUGUCUACUGUGAGAUUAGAUGAAGAAGACUUGAGGAGAAAACUUCAGUAUAAUCACCAUUCCUCAUCAACAAUAGCAAAUGGUCAUGCUACCAAAGAGGAUUUACACAGUGAACUACAGGAAGUGAAGAAGAGACGGAUAGAGUUAGAGCAGAGAGCAAAGGUGUCGGCAUGGAGAAGAAAUCUGGGCUAUCCCCUGGCAAUGCUGGCACUGCUGGGGCUGACAGGCAUUUUACUCUUGAUGGUUGCUCAAAAUACAUUUCAAGUUUUAAUAGGGAUUAAAGCUCUGCCAGUUGGGGCAAAGGAAGCAGUACUGGGGAUUGCAUCUAUGUCCGCCUUUGGGUCUUUCGGAGCUGGUCUUGAGAUUGUUUUAAUUCUGUAUUUAAUGUUAGCAUCUGUGAUGGGCUUCUAUUCACUACCAUUCUUUGGUCGGCUAGCCCCAGAACUUCACAAUACCACCAUGGUCAAAAUAAUGGGCAACUGUAUUCUCAUUUUGGUGUUAAGUUCAGCACUACCUGUCCUGUCUCGUACACUAGGUGUGACAAACUUUAAUCUGCUGGGAGAUUUCGGAAGGAUGGAGUGGUUGGGGAACUUCUACAUUGUGCUGUCUUACAAUGGACUAUUUGCUGUGGCUACAGCUCUCUGUUUGGUCAACCGAUUUACUGCCACAGUCAGAAGAGAAAUUUACAUCCGAUUAAAAAUGGCUUUUAAUCGUGAAAAAAGGUCUAUGUCAAUAUCUACAGGGAAUGGCUCAAUAGGUUUAAAAGAGGAUUGAGAUAAAGGUGCCAUCAAGGUGUGAGAUUUAAAUCUCACCUUUGAACUGAGCAGUAUUACCAGCACCUACAGUCCCAUGAGUGCCAGUACAUUAUCACUUUAAGCCAGGGUCAGAAUUGUGUGAAGAGUUAGGCUAGACAUGCCAGUGCUGUAGAAUGAUGAAGACAAAAUCAGUGCCAUUGGAUUGCACACUCACUGUCUGUGGUAGAAUUCAACUCUUACUUUGGUUGGGUUUACAUGUAUCUCUUGUGUUGUCAUGGUUCAGCUCUUACAUAGGCAUGAUUCAG